Molecule: messenger RNA, 2559 nt
Organism: Spodoptera littoralis (African cotton leafworm)
Lineage: Eukaryota; Metazoa; Arthropoda; Insecta; Lepidoptera; Noctuidae
Source: the annotation of a GenBank genome assembly
AUGGACAGAGCCGGGCAAGUGUCCACUUCGACGGCGUCAGUGUCGACGGGCGCGGCCCCGCGGCCCGGGGCGCGCCGGCGCCCGGCCGGGCCUGAGAUGCCCGACGCCCACCCUCAUACACCCGCCUCGCGCAGGGUUCUCGUCUCUGGUUAUUCGAACUACACUCAGCCGCAAGAUUUACUUGACAUUUUUACAAAAUUUGGUAAUGUGAGAAUAGAUAAAUACAACAGUUGGUCUGCCACUCUCACAUACUCCAAUGAAGACGAAGUCAGAGCAGCUUUAAGUGCGAACAAGCGGCUCCACGUGUACGGACACUUCCUGUCAGUGAAGCCAUACUCCACAAAGUUGUCGUCCGAGGACAGUCGACCGCCACAUCAACCGCCCACGCCGAAACGCGAGUUUCCGCUUAGCAAAAAGAAAGGAGUCAUAUUGGAGCCCAAAAAGAUCGAUCUGACGGGUGACUUCCACACACAGCUGGAUAACAUCCUAUUUGCAGUGAGACUCAAGAUGGAAGAAGUGCAGUCUCUCAGCUUAUUGUACUCUGACCUCGAGUUAGCGCUGCAAGCACACUGGCCAGGUUGCAAAGCAAUACCAUUCGGUUCUAUAACGACCGGACUGGGCAUCAAAACGAGCGACGCGGACUGCUUCAUAAACAUCCCGGGCCAGUACCGCAUGCCCACCGGCAACUACGUGAACAAAGCCAAGCGAGUGCUGCAACAGUACCCCGGCACCUUCGCCGAGAUACUCGCCAUCCCCCGCGCCAACACGCCCAUCGUCAAGCUCUACCACAUCCCCACGCAGACCAACUGCGACGUGACGUUCAAGUCCCCGCUGGGCGCCCAGAACUCGCGGCUCCUGGCGCUACUGCUGCACGCCGACGCGCGCCUGCUGCCGCUGGCCGUGCUGCUGAAGUACUGGGCCAAGGCGCACGAGCUGACGGGCACGGGCAAGCUCACGAACUAUGCGCUGACGCUGAUGCUGGUGUUCUACCUGCAGCAGGCGCCGGCCGUGCUGCCCGCCGUGGCCUGGCUCCAGCGCGAGCCGCAGCACGCCUACAUGGUGGACCACUGGAACACCGGCUUCAACGCCGACCCCGCGCAGUUCCCCCCCAGCGCCAAUACUUCCUCCAUCUCCGAGCUUCUCGGUGGCUUCUUCGAGUAUUACUCCAUUUUCAAUUUUGACGAAAUGAUUGUUUGCCCGUAUCUCGGCUUUCCCAUCAAAAGAGAAAUAUUCAAAGACACGGCGACUGUACCGAAAGAAUUCGACCUCUACAAGAACAAUGUGUUAAACAACUACGUCAUGCCGAUGAGGUAUCAGACCGCGAUGGUCGUGCAGGAUCCUUUUGAACAAUGCCAUAACGUUGCUUCCACGAUCACAAGUAAAUUAGCUCUGGAUAUCAAGACUUACUUCAAAUUUUGUGCUAACGCAUACGAGAAGGAGAAAACGAAUGCAUGUCAAGAUUUCCUUAAAAUUAUUCUAUUGCAGAAACCUAAACUGAUUCGUGGAAAAACUCAUCCUGAAUACAGAGUAAACUUGUUCCCUAGAAUAGUAAAUACCAUAAUUAGCUUCGACUGGAAGUCGGUAGUGAGAGACAUGGUGAUGGAGAUAUUUGAGAACAUGUUAAAGAUCAAGCUCGGCAAGGUCGAGGAGAAGGUGAACCCCGAUACUAAGAAAGAAAAGGAGAAGUAUAGCGGUGCAAUUACUAAACCCAUAUGGAAGAGGAAGUCUUUCUCCAGGCUCUACAACCAAAUGGAUUUGACAUUAGAGGAGAGACAAGGAAGGAUCACUCAAGAAGUGAUUAAUGUAGAAAAGCAGGAUGUUAAUGUUCAGUUCCAGUUGACCAUGACUUACUGUCAUGAGCCAAAAAGCGCCGUCAUCUCUAUAAGGCUCGGAUCUGGGGAUCUCGACGCAUUCAGAGAAUUUGGCAAGUUCUUUAUAUCAGUGACGCAGAAUUGGGUAACCGAGUUAUUAAAACCUUUCUCGAUGCCCAAUUGCAAGGACACCGCCACUAAAAUAGCAGAAACCUUAGAAGCCAACAACCAUACUAGUGAAAUUGAUUCCGAUGACGAUGAGGAAGAAAUCGUACUUUUGCCGAAGUCACAUCGAACUACUAAACCUAACGGGCCAGACGCCACAGACACAACUAGUAGCACAGCUGUAUCGUCGCCACAAUCGAGAUCACGGGCGCAAAGUGCCAUGGAGAUAUUAACAGACAGAACCAAAAAUUGUCUGAUAAUUAAAGCCGACCCUCAAAAUAACGAACCUUUAACAAAUAAUAGUAAUGAAACUACACCAAGGAGCACAACAGAAGUGGUCAGUAACAAUACAGACGAUCCCUCUAUCAAAGGGGCAGAUAUCUUUUUGCCGAAUAGCACAGAAAAUUCGACUAUAAAUACAGAAAAUUGUAAUAAAAAAGACGUAACUUUGACAAAAAAUGUAGAAAAUUUCUUUAAAAACGCCGAAAGUUUGGUAUCAAGCGAGGCGGGCGCCAGCAACAAGGCCACGCCCGCGCCGGUAGCCACCGGCAGUGACGUGACCAUCGCCUGCGCGCUAAAGUGA